Messenger RNA from Parnassius mnemosyne (clouded apollo), 354 nucleotides. Lineage: Eukaryota; Metazoa; Arthropoda; Insecta; Lepidoptera; Papilionidae. The record is from the annotation of a GenBank genome assembly.
AUGAAUUUGAGCUUAGUUAGACUAGCUUUCAGAAGAAGAAAGGGGAGGUUGGUCCUGCUCAGGAAGGAGGGGCGCCCCACGGACUCACCGUCCGCAUACCGGCCCAUAGUGCUGUGCGAGGAAGCGGGAAAACUUCUUCAGCGUACCAUCGCAGAUCACCUCGUCCACCACUUGUGCAGAAAGGGGCCGGACCUGUACGUGAACCAGUUUGGUUAUCGUCACGGGCGCUCCACCAUAGACGCUAUUACGUGCGUGAGGGCUCUGGCGGAGGAGACAGUGUCCCAGGAUGUUGUGGUGCUGGCGGUAUCUUUAAACAUCUCCAACGCCUUCAACACCCUACACUGGAGGCGCUGA